Molecule: messenger RNA, 837 nt
Organism: Phyllopteryx taeniolatus (common seadragon)
Lineage: Eukaryota; Metazoa; Chordata; Actinopteri; Syngnathiformes; Syngnathidae
Gene: tmem14a
Product: transmembrane protein 14A
Exons: 5
Coding region: 8-445 (145 amino acids)
Biological process (GO): regulation of heme biosynthetic process
Cellular component (GO): mitochondrial membrane
Source: RefSeq, a predicted model, not a curated record
UACUUUAAUGCUGGCAUUUGAACACAACACGGACUACACGGCGCGUGCGUUAUUUUGGGUUCGGCUGAACAAGGAAGUCGGUCACGUGCAAGCCUUUGCUGAACUUGGACUGCGUUUAAACGCAAGCUCUUCAAUCACCAUGGACUGGAUUGGAUUUGGCUAUGCUGCAGCCAUCUUGUUGGGAGGUUAUAUGGGAUACAAGAGAAAAGGCAGUGUCAUGUCUCUGAUGGCUGGCUUGGUCUUUGGUGGACUGUCUGCUUAUGGCGCCUACAACAUCUCCAACAAGCCCACUGAUAUCAAGGUGUUACUGCUCACUUCUGGGCUCCUUUCGCUGGUGAUGGGGACCAGGUACAAGAAGUCGGGCAAACUGGUGCCAGCUGGAAUUAUGACGAUUCUAAGGUCAGAAUUCAACUCUGAUGUGAUCCAUAAAAUACAUUUUUGUUGAUGGUGUUCCGACUUUUGCUCCUGAUGCUGGUGUGAUUGAAGAGGGGACGUGGACAAGCAGCUUCACAUGAUACAUGAUUCAGAGUUAGAUUUUGAUAACAUGAAUCAAACAUUUUUACUUUAUGACUACUUUGUUCGUAUGUUUAGGUUCUAGAGCAUCGUUGAAUCAUUUCUUUUUUUUAAACCAAUGUACCCUCAGAGGACCUUAAAAAAUUUAACCAUCCCCUGAUAGCAAAAAGGUUUGCGAGACCUGCUUUAAAACAUUGUUGGAAUUGUACAGGAAUCCAUAUUUGGAUUUUGGACAGAGGAGAAAAUGGUGAUCUGAGAUAAAUACUGUCUUAAAUUGUGUUUGUUACACCAGCAAAGGUAAAUAAAUGAUUGUUAUAUAAAUGA